Molecule: messenger RNA, 820 nt
Organism: Impatiens glandulifera
Lineage: Eukaryota; Viridiplantae; Streptophyta; Magnoliopsida; Ericales; Balsaminaceae
Product: 40S ribosomal protein S15
Exons: 4
Coding region: 136-591 (151 amino acids)
Biological process (GO): ribosomal small subunit assembly; translation
Cellular component (GO): cytosolic small ribosomal subunit; ribosome
Molecular function (GO): structural constituent of ribosome; RNA binding
Source: RefSeq, a predicted model, not a curated record
AUUUCCUUUUCCCUUUAUAAAAACAAGUUACAGAAUAUAGGUCAAGUGCAUUCCUCUCCAACCCUAGCCGCAGCAGCCAGCUGAACUGACCGUCGUCUUAGCUCUCAGCGAUCCACAUUUCUCCGAUUCGCAACCAUGGCGGACAUUGAUCCCGAGAUCGCUGCUGGACAGCCUAAGAAAAGGACGUUCAAGAAGUUCAGUUACAGAGGUGUUGAUUUGGAUGCGCUUCUUGAUAUGUCAACUGAUGAGCUCGUCAAGCACUUCAAUGCUCGACAACGAAGAAGGUUCCAGAGAGGUUUGAAGAGGAAGCCAAUGGCUUUGAUUAAGAAACUUCGCAAAGCGAAACGUGAGGCUCCAUCUGGUGAGAAGCCCGAUCUUGUGAAAACCCAUCUUAGAAACAUGAUCAUUGUCCCCGAGAUGAUAGGUAGCGUCAUUGGUGUUUACAAUGGAAAGACUUUCAACCAGAUUGAGAUCAAGCCAGAAAUGAUUGGUCAUUACCUUGCUGAGUUCUCGAUCUCGUACAAGCCAGUCAAGCAUGGGAGGCCCGGUAUCGGUGCUACCCACUCUUCAAGGUUUAUUCCUCUUAAGUGAGGCAGCAGCUACUUAUUACUCUCCAGCCUUCCUGACCAUUUUGCAAGACAUUUUUUACAUUUUAGGUGGCUAGAGAAUAUAAUGUUGCUUUUUUCUUCUAAUUUUGGAGACAUUUAUGCCUAGUUUUGAGAAAUUGAUUUAUCAUAUGCUUACUUUGAAUACCCUUUCAUUAUGUGUAAGAAUUAUUUGUUGGUUUAUUAUGGUUUCAGUAAAUUUGGUUCUUGAAUUU